This is a messenger RNA of Phycodurus eques (leafy seadragon), 3295 nucleotides long. It is a transcript of the gene bcl6b, whose product is annotated as BCL6B transcription repressor. The record is from RefSeq and is a predicted model, not a curated record. The coding region runs from base 877 to 2496 and encodes 539 amino acids. Gene Ontology annotation, molecular function: protein binding; DNA-binding transcription factor activity, RNA polymerase II-specific; RNA polymerase II cis-regulatory region sequence-specific DNA binding. NCBI's taxonomy places the organism in Eukaryota, Metazoa, Chordata, Actinopteri, Syngnathiformes, Syngnathidae. Gene Ontology annotation, biological process: regulation of transcription by RNA polymerase II; positive regulation of gene expression. Gene Ontology annotation, cellular component: nucleus. The transcript is spliced from 11 exons.
UGUGCGCUGCAGGACGAAAUAUGUACCGAAAUAUGACGACGACUACUACCUCACUGCAACGCAUUUGGAUCAGUAACACAACACACAGACGAGCAAAUAAUAGAACAGAAAAGGGGGGAUUAGGACUGUUAAAGCUGUGUGAUGUACAAAAGAGAGAGAGAAAAAAAAAAAAAAAAAAAAAAAAAGCUUAAACAUGUCCCACAGCGCGUUGCUCAACAGUCCGUGGAGAUUUUGGCCGAGAGGUCCUGGAUCCGCCGGGCGCUGCAGCCCUUGCACAGGAUGUGGCCAUCCAGCGGGUAGCAGCCACGACCUUCGCCCUCGGAGGACAGCAGCAGGCUGCAUUCCUGGUCAAGACGAGAUUACGGUCAGCCCCACGCCAAACCAACGCUUCGGGUGUGUUGACAGCAUGUUCUUCCGUUUUAUUCGUCUGGCCGCUCAUUAUUCUCGGGGGACUUUAACAAAGCUAAACUCGACCAGGAACUCCCUAAAUACAAGCAGCACGUCGACUCUUCCCACCAGUGAAAAUAACAUUUUGGACCACUGCUCGACUACGAAGAAAAAAAAAAAAAAAAAAAAAAACGCACACCGUGCCAAACUUCGUGCAGCCCUGGCCUCGUCUGAACACUGCUUCAUUCAUUUAAUACCGACGUACAGACAAGAACUUAAAUGCGCGAAGCCGAUAGUGAAAAAAGUGGACCAAUGUAGCGGAGAUGGAACUUCAAAGUUGUCUUUGAAAAUUCAGCUGGCAGCCCGGAUGAAUACGCGGACGCUGUCGGCAUCCUUUAUCGGUGACCGUCCUCUCUCCGCUGCACUUCUCUCUCGACACGAACGACUGCACCUCAGCGCACCCGGCUGUCAAACUCCUGAAGUUUGCAGAUGACGCCGCUGUCAUCGGCCUCAUCAAGGACGGUGACGAGUCCGCAUAGCGACAGGAAGCGGUGCGGCCGACGCAACCUGGAGCCGAACACGCUCGAGACUGCAGAGAAGAUCGUGGACUUCAGGAGGAUGGUCGGACUUGCACUCCUCAUCCCGGUCACCGGCUCUUCCGGCUCCUUCCCUCAGAGGCACACAAUGGCGGCGGGAGCGGAAGGACCCGGGAUGUCCGCCGGCUACGUGAAGGAGUUCACCCGCCACUGCAGCGACGUGCUGCUCAACCUCAACGAGCUGCGGCACCGCGCCAUCUUGACGGACGCCACCCUGGCGGUGGGCGACGAGCGCCUACGGGCUCACUCGGCCGUGCUGGUGGCCUGCAGCGGGUUCUUCUAUUCGCUUUACACGCGGCACACGCAGCACAUGACCGUGUCCCUCCCCAGCCACCUGGAGCCCACCAGCGUCUCCCUCCUGCUCGACUUCAUGUACACGUCCCGCCUGCCCCUGACGCCCGCCACCGCCCCCGGCGUGCUCGCCGCGGCGGCCCACCUGCAGAUGGACCACGUGGCGGAUACCUGCCGGGAAUUCAUGCGGCUGCACUGCCGGGAAAACAUGAGCAUGAGACACCCCCAAUUGGAGCUGGACCCCAGGGUGUCUGUAGCCUCUGUGGCCCCUCAAGGUGGAGAUCUGCCUCAUCCUGGACCACAAGCAGCAGGGACAGUCAGGGUCCCAGGGGAGGCCGAGGGGAAGCCCGGUUCGGAAGAGCUGAAAAAGGAGCCCGACUCGCCCCCUCCGUCUCCCGACAGUCCCGCGCGCUCCAGCUGCCAGCCCAGCUCCCCCGCGGAGUCCGAAACCUGCAACAAAAAUCUUGCGUGCGACACCAGAGCCACACUGGACCCAAAAUUGUGCAACUGGAAAAAAUACAAGUUCAUCGUCCUCAACCCUCUCUGCGCUGGGACCUCAGCGAAAGAGGAGCCGCGACGCCACGCGCUGGCCGUGACAAAGGCGUGGCCUGGAGAAGUGCCCGGUCAGAUUGAUAGACAGGGGCGGGCCUCCUGCUACGAGGGUUCUGGCCGAGCCCCUCCCCUCGGGCCACCCGCCUCCGUGGAAGAGGGAACAGCCGCCACUCACUACCGCCGUCAGGCCGUCAAGAAAGAGAGCUCCUCUAUGCCUUGCGGUUCCCCGGGCAACGCUGGAGGCAAAACCGUCCCUUCGGGCGACAAGCCGUACCGCUGCAACGUGUGCGGCGCCCAGUUCAACCGGCCCGCCAACCUCAAGACGCACGCCCGCAUCCACUCGGGCGAGAAGCCGUACCGCUGCGACACCUGCGGCGCGCGAUUCGUACAGGUCGCGCACCUCCGAGCGCACGUCCUGAUCCACACGGGGGAGAAGCCGUACCCCUGUCACACGUGCGGCACCCGCUUCCGCCACCUGCAGACCCUCAAGAGCCACCUGCGCAUCCACACCGGCGAAAAGCCUUACUCGUGCGAAAAGUGUGACCUGCGUUUCCGCCACAAGAGCCAACUGCGCCUUCACCUGCGGCAGAAGCACGGCGCCGUGACCAACACCAAGGUCCGCUACAGGGUCCUGAGCGAGCCCUACCCGCCCGUUCUGCAGGCCUGCUGAAAGAAAAGCUGACAAUCCUGAAAUUUCACCCAAAAGUCCCACAUUCGCUUUUUAAGAGUAGCGCGUUUAGCAAAAGCCGUUGUUGGUCCUGAAAGGAGGUUUUAGCCGCAUGUAAAAAGCAGUAGCACACACCGAGCAUCGCAUUUGAGGAGACGAGGUCGGGAAAAAGUUGGAUUAUAAUGUUACAGGAAGUGUUUUUGUGGGUUUGUGAAGAGUUUGCGAGCAAGUGCCGAGACCGGGGAAAGGAGCAAAAGGGAGGUUUUGUGUGAGCCUGAGUACGUACAGUGGACCCUCGCCAUUCGCCAACGAAACUACUUGCAACAGGUUCUGUAGAACAUGCCGUAGCUAAAACGAUUCCGUGGUCUGGAGUAUAGUUAGAGUUGAAACUAUGAAUAUAGGCAGUGAUAAGGGGGUGGCCCGGUGUUUGCGAAUCUUUCGCUGUUCGCAUCGGUUCCUCACGAAUAGCGAGGGUUCACCGCAAACGGUUUGAAGGAAGUCUGAACAGUGUCGAUAUGAGAACCGAUCGAGUUAAAAAGCACUUCGAAUCGGGAUUGCGUCGUCUGUUGCUUGCACAUUUGUAUUUAAACUGCACGCGUCUGAGGCCUGGCGCCCUUGCGUGUAUUCUUUGAAAUAAUUUAUGCAGCGAUACCGACUCCGGUGAAGUCCAAGCGGGCAAAGGACUUUAAUGGGCAUAUAACUGUCGAAAUGUUAAACUAUUGUUUAGAAACAAUCAGGAAAUGGAUGGUUUAUUUGCUGGACAAAGAUGAUUUGUGUCAUUUGAAUUAAAUUGGAGCCUUGA